Molecule: messenger RNA, 9264 nt
Organism: Acanthaster planci (crown-of-thorns starfish)
Lineage: Eukaryota; Metazoa; Echinodermata; Asteroidea; Valvatida; Acanthasteridae
Cellular component (GO): Cul4-RING E3 ubiquitin ligase complex
Molecular function (GO): protein binding
Source: RefSeq, a predicted model, not a curated record
GUAAUAUACAUGUAUACAUGUACAUGAACAAGUCCAAAACCUGUCAACAUGUGAUGACUAUAACGAGCUACAAUGGCGUGCUAAAUAACUUCGAUUCAUUUUUACUCUUAAGUCUUGGUCACGUUACGUUGGUGCAUGCACGUCAAAGCAGUAUGUCAUGUACACUGUACAUCAUGUAUGCUGUUAGCCCCACUAGUGUGGCACGGACUCUCACUCCCGAUUUAUCCUUGGACUAGUGGGGCUAAGGCUAUCCCAGACAGCUGAAGAAACACACAAUGGGUACCAAGGUAUCCAAGCAACAGGGGCUCAAAGCCUCCAAGAAGGUUGCUGUGGUGACAGCAUUCAAUGUGGUGAAGAACCAAGCAGCAGUGAAACGCAUUGCAGCAUUGAAGCUGACUCAAGCCAUGCCCAAAGAACUCCAGAAGGUGGACCUGGGCUUACCUCCACCCAAGGACAUCAAGACUGUAGCUGACUUUGCCUGCAUGACGGGCACGGCUUCCAGUGGGUUCCCCAUCCCAGCCUUCACCAAGACCUACUUCAGUGUCAAUGCCAAGCAUGGGGGAGGCACGGCCCUGAUGUUGCUGACAGACGUCACCACCUCCACCUUCACCUCAGAGCUGUGUCUGAUCCGCUGCGGCUUCGGUGGCAACCACUUCCAGUACACGUCCCUGAGCAAAGCAGGGGAGCACUCUCUGUAUAAGUACUUUCGUGUGCACACUGAUGCCGAUGGUUUCAUGUCCCCCUGUUUGCGAUUUGGUUUCUCGAGGGCUACGAUUGUGUCCAACCUAGCUCAAAUGGGUCACUGUGGGGUGUUUGUAGUGUAUUCAGGGCCAAAGGCAAAAGGCUUUAGCAGCACGGCAACCUUAAAAACGGAUAUCUCUGUUAGCCCUGGAAAGUACGGCAGCGCAUUGCUGGUCCUGUGUAGUGCAGCAGGUAAGAAAGGCUCACAGCCCUGUAAUGCGUACUUCGUUGCCUUUAGUCACGAGCCUGGCAAGCUUGUUGCGCAUGCCAUCACAGAUAAGAAUUGUGAUGAUUUGUGGAGCUUCAGCUGUGACCAGGGGAUGCUGGAAAUUACCGGUCCAUCACAGAGUCACUAUGGGAUCUGGCGCUCCGACGAUAACGGGGAUACCAAACCGUCUGGGAAAGUCGUUCACACUCAGACUUUCAAUGGGUCUGAGAAGACAGUCCUGUUGGAGAGCCUGUCUGGGUAUGUAGACUACAGUCUGUUGGUUCUGUGUUCAUGCAGUAGAGGGGUGGAUGACAUGACAUCAUCAGCGCUUUACUUGGUCACCGUCCAGAAAUGGGGAGUCAGGUGUUCCUUCAUUGGAGGAAGUUCUCGAUCCUCAGAACGAGCCAGUGACUGGUUCAUCUCAGAGGAUGAUAACCAGCUUGUUGUCGUUGGGCCGAGUGCUCCUUGUCGCUACAGCUUCAUGUCAAACCUUCCUGAAGACGUCACUGACCCACAGCAGAGGUGUUUUCAAAAUUCCUGCUUAGCUACAGGCUUUGAGAGCAAGUACAGGGGAGGCGUGUACAUUAACGGUGCAAGCAUCACCGGAUGGGUGUCUCAAAUGUCGCAGGUGAAGAUUAUGCUAAAUGGCAGAAUGAUCGAGUUGGUGGAGGCUGGACAGCUGUUGGAACAGCCUGAUGGCAGACUCGGAUUCCAGAGGGAGUUGAGCAGUGAUGAGAACAGCACCGGUUUGAAGCUGCUUCAAGUGUAUGGGAUGACUAGUGAUAUUAAUAACCAACCGGUGAGUGUUGAGUUGGAGGGCUCCCCCUAUCGCAUUGUGAACCAGCCCCAGGGUGUCCUGUAUGCUGUCAAUCUUGGAGGGCCAAUGUAUCAAGCGCUCAACAUGGUGGUGUUCUCUGGAACCGAGGUGACAUUCAAAGUGGACAAUGAAGCCGAUGGUGUGAAAUGUCAACGAAAGUUUAAUUGCUUGAUAGAUGCCAACCACAACUUGUACAACAUGAUGACAAAUACCAAUGAUGGGUUCUUGUUCAGCACCCACAACGGAACCCAUCCUGAAUUUGCGGAUGAGAUGUCAUAUGAUAUACCUGUCAACAAAUCAGGGAAUUUGACCAUGAAGCUUUACAGUGUCAGUAAUUACCUGAAGAGACAGAUCAUCAAAAUUAAUCACGAAUCUUAUUCUUCAGAGGUGACUCAACAGUUGAAUGAGAUCCCUGAGGUUGUACCUAAGUACACGGCCAAGAUCGUGUCUAUUCCCUUCGAAAGCAAUGGCAAUAAUAUCAAUCUCUUCUUUCGCAAUUCCCCAGGCCAUGGCGGGUGUCAUCCGGCCGCCUUCAUGGUUCACGAUGAUACCUACAGGGAGGCAACGCCUACCAAGGAGGAGGAGGCAGAGGAGAUGAGCAUGAAGCAGAAGUUGGCUGACACCCUAGUCCCCCUGGAUCGUACCCUUAAUCUGAAGCAGAUGAAGAUUGCUGGUUGGUCGUCCAACUUGCUCAUUAAUCCUUCAGGGGAGACUGGCGACCUUAGCAACUGGAAUUACUCUGGUAACUGGAAAGUGUCUGAGGGUGGAGACCAGACAGAGACAAUGUUCAUUUCGUCACAUAUGUGGUGCACCAAGUACCAGGAGGUGGAACUCACCGAGCACUUCUCUGAGAAGCACCUGGAUUCAAGCCCAGAAAUCCAGGUGUCAGAGUCUUUCCGAGAAGGCUGUAACAAAGGUGGUUUUUACUCAAUGACGGCCACACUGAUGGGUCAUGAUGGCAGCGUGAUUAAGCGCCAGACCACUGGUCAGCAAGGCAGCAUCAAGACUUCUGAUUGGAUCAGGGUCUGCUUUACAUUCAAGAACUACGGUCGAGGGGUCCGUAGUGUUGGCAUAGAAAGUGCAGCCAAGGAUGACAAAUUUUGGGCGGGUCACUUUGGUGCCUACUGCUCAGCUGCCUCUAUCCGGGUCAAGAGUGAGGUCGGAGCGGCGUCCGGGGACAAUUACAGCGACAUCCAGCCCAGCACGGGUCCCAGCUUCACCAAGGAGUUAGAUCUGAUGGUCCGUGGUCUGUACGAGCAACACCAAGAAGAGCUGACAGACAUGCAGCGACUGAUGGAGGAGAUGGAAGACCGUCUCGGCACAGAGAUGGAUGCCAGCCGUCAGCAGUCAGGCCAGGCCAGAUCACGCCCCGUCAGACCCUCCAACAAGACCAAACGCAAGAAGCGUGAGAUCCGCAUCUUUGUCUCCAGCACCUUUAAAGAUUUCAAGGAGGAGAGAGAGGUUUUGAUCAAGAAGGCAUUCCGUGAGUUGAACCGUAUCUGUCUGGAUCGUGGCGUGUUCUUCACCUAUGUCGAUCUUCGUUGGGGUAUCACCGAGAGCCAGACUGCAGACGGUGAAACUAUCUCCAUUUGUCUUAGAGAGAUUGAGAAGUGCCGCCCAUAUUUUGUUUGUUUGAUGGGAGACCGUUAUGGUUGGAGCCAGACUCAGCAUAAACCAGAUAAACUGCUCAACAAGAGCUUCAACUACGCCAUUGAGAAUUUCAAACCGCUGGAGUGGAUUGAACAGUACCGCUAUGAGACAAGUGUCACCAAGCUGGAGAUAAUGCACGCGGCGCUGAACGACACAGAGGCCAACGAGGGACGCACGUUCUUUUAUCUCCGUGAGCCUCGAAUCAGCAGAGAUGAUCUCCCACCUCCAGAUGAUGAAGAGGAGGAAGAGGAAGAGAAAAAGGAGGAGGCGGCAGCAGGAGAAAAGAGCGAGAAUGAAAAAGGAGACACCGAUAACGAUGCAGACAAGAAGGAUGAGAGCACAGAAGACGAGAAGAAGAAGUCCAAGAAAAAGCAAGAGACUCAGUGGCAUUUUGAUCGGCAGCAGCAGUUGAGGCAGACGGUGGAGUCCUCAGGGAUGCCCCUGCGUCGAUUCUCUGCUGCCAAUGAAGGAUGCGAGCUCAUCAAAAAGGAUCUUGUUUGGUGCGUUGACCAGGAUUUCCCACCAGGCUCAGAGCUCAGUGCUUUGCAGCGUGAGCAGGAGGCUCACCAGGCCUUCGCUGAGCCCCGCCUUCGCAUCUACAUUGGAGGCCAGGAGUACAUCCAACAGAUCAACGCGUACGUCCAGAAGGCCACCCGAAGCGGGGAGGACUUUGUGAACACCCCCUUUGUGAUCCUUGGGGAGUCUGGGUCCGGGAAAUCGGCGCUGGUCGCAAACUGGACUCGCCAGUUUGAGGAGGAAAAUCCAGGCAUCUUUCUCUUCAUGCAUUUCAUUGGGAGCUCUGCAGAGAGUGCAUCUCAUCUAAACCUCCUGCGCCGGUUGUAUGAAGAGAUCAAGCAGUUCUUUGGUUUCGAGAUGACAGUACCCUCAUCACAACGAAACCUUGUCUUGGAGCUGUCCACCUGGCUUCAGAUGGCCGGCAAGCAGGCCAGAGUGGUGUUGGUCCUGGACGCUUUGAAUCAGCUUGACUCUGGCUCUGGGGCUGGCGAAGAGCAAGAUCUGACGUGGAUUCCAAAAGAAUUGCCUAAGAAUGUUGUCAUGAUUGCAUCAACUCUACCAGGAAGGGCAAUGGACGCCGUGACUGCUGCUGGCUGGCCAACGAUGAGAGUCCAUCCGCUCAACAUCAACGAAAAAUUAGACAUUGUCACCGGCUACUUGAACCUGUAUGGCAAGACACUGAAUGAGGAACAACGAUCGUUGAUCAUCGAUGCCAAGCAGACAGAUAACCCUCUAUACCUCAAGUCCCUGCUGGAUGAGGUUCGCAUGUACGGCAAUUUCUUCCAACUGACCACGGCCAUUCGGGAGUACUUGGCAGCGGGCAAUCCUGGGGAACUGUUUGUGAAAAUCCUGGACCGCUUUGAGGAUGAUUUUGAGCGAGGAAUUGUGGAGAGGCCUGGGCUUGUCCGUGAUGCCACCACUGCUCUCUGGUGCUCUCAUCGUGGUCUGAGUGAGCAAGAGCUGCUGCAGUUUCUGCAGGUUCCCAGCAAGGUCUGGUCCCCCUUCUACCUCUCCUUGGAGGAGAAUCUGGUCAAUCGCAACGGCAUCCUCAACUUCUUCCAUGACCAUCUCCGCCAGGCCGUGGAGCGCAAGUAUCUGUCCACGCCGGAGCUGAAGCGGAAGGCAUUCCUAGCUCUGGCUGACUGGUUCAACAGUCAGGACAUUGAUGACCGAUAUGUGGAAGAGGUUCCUCACCUUCUGGCUCAUGCCAAGGAGUUCAAGCGGCUGCAAGCGACCAUCCUCAACGUGGCCGUCUUUGAGCGGCUUAUGAGCACCGAGGAAGGCAAGUUCCAACUCAUCAAGUCCUGGCAGCUGCUUGGUGGUUAUGAGGAGGUAGAACAGUCUUACCUGGGUGUCUUGGCACGCUCCGAGGAAUGGGAGAAAUCUAGACUGAAGGACGGGCUGAUACGAGCCAUGGCUGGCUUCUUCACACAGCUCGGAUUACUCAAGGGGGCCAGGCUUUUGAAUGAACGACUGCUAUCAGAGCUAGAGGCCCGGUAUAUAGGCAGCCAUGCUACCAUUGUGUAUCAUCACACCAAGUACGAGUACAAGACCAGAUGUAACCAUCCUGAUGUCCUAGAUGUGCUGAUAUCUCUAGGGACUGUCUCCAUCAAGCUAGGAGAUCACAAUGAAGCCAGAAAGCACUUCCAUGAAGCUUUGGAGAGGCAGAACAUGAUCAAGACGCCGGAGCAGAAACUGCAGCUAGUUAAGGCGCUGCUGGGCAUGGGGUCUGUGUUGAUUUUACAAUUGAAAGCUGAUGAGGCCAUCCGUUUCCUUCGACGUGCUGAAGAGUUGGCCACCGACGUACUCGGACCUAAACACCAUUACGUCGCUGCCAUCAAUGGCCAGAUUGGCCAGCUGUAUUACAGCCAGAGCAAGCUGGACAACGCCAUGCUGCUCCAUCUCUGGGACCUGAAGCUGACCCAGAGCGACGUAGGGCUGAACCACCCCCGUGUGGCGGCCAUCCUUAACAACUGCGGCCUGGUGCUAGAUGACAUGAAUGACAAGAUGGCUGGCGAGGUGUUCCAGGCCGUGCUAGGGAUCCUUAUCGAGGCAUAUGGGAAAGAUCAUGUAGAUGUGGCUACCGUCAGGUACAAUCUCGGGCUGUACUUCCUGGCCACCAACAUGUACCAGCGUGCCAAGUACCAGUUUGACGAAGCCCUGCGCGUGUGCGAGUUGUUUCUUGAGGGGGACCACCCAACCAUUCGAGCCACCAAGACAGCUAUGGCCAAGUUGAAAGAUUUCAUGCAGUAACAUGAUGACACGGGAUGACGACAGGCGAGAGUUUUUUUUUGUCCUUUUGGAAAAAUCAAGUGGUACAUUUGCGUAAUUUGUGGUUGCGUAAGUGACGGAAAAGAUAUCUAAAAUGUUGUCUUUGAUGCUGUUUAAAUUAGCAGUUUGCACUAAGUGUCUUUACUCUUCUGAAGGAGUGCAGACAUGAGCCAAGAAGACCUGCUAUUGCUUAGCUCCCUUUUAAGGUAGAAGUGGUUGUACUUGUUAUGUAAACUCAGCAUUGGUAUAGCUAUGUAUGUGUAUGCAUCUGUGUUCAAGUGUGAUAUGUAUGGAUUUCUCAGUGUCGUACAGUAUGUGGUGGGGUCGGUCAACCCUAAUAAGCCGGGGUAUGUUAGACCAUCUCACAGUCGGGGCUGGGAUGGAUUCCCUCCAGAACUCUGCUGCCUCAGGGCUGAUUUUUGAAAAACUUUAACAUGCAUAUAAAAGACACUCCUUAUCAGUCUGACAUGAGGUUUUGUUGUGAAGUUCAAAGCCACAAGCGUGCUAAUCCCUGUGCAUUGAACACAGCAGUGGAAAAGUGUCCUUCCUUAGCUGACCUGUCUCAGAAAAAUGGGUGUUAUAUAUAUAACAGGAUGUUCACUUUGCAGAAUAUUGAUGUGAUAAUGAUCACAAAGAGUUGCUGGAAACCUCUGAAAGGCUCAGCUCGUGAAAAAAAUUUUUACUGCAGCAAUACCAGAAAAAAGUGUCGAAUGGGGGGAUUGCCAGAAUCCACCCCUACCUCUUUUAGGAUUGAAGUUUGUGAGGUGGUGAAAAAAACGGCGGCAAUCUUUGGGGAAAGGUUUAAAUGUGAUGUCUUUUCAAAGUUCCAGCUCAAAAACUGAAAACAACAGCUUCUUUCUCUGUGGAUUUAGACCUUUGAUUAAUGACAUGUCUGCAAAAUUUCAGGCAGUGACAUGCAAACUCACCACCCGCUGCAGGGCGCUGGUAAUGGUUACCUUAUAGAAUCAGUAGAUGAAGAGCCCUUGGGAACGAGGCUGGUACCAGAGUGUUAACAAAAGAGUGAAGUGGGCUGUGAAUAUCAAGAACGGGCAUCUUACUGGGUUACCUGUAAGUGGUUCAUGGUUAAGCUUUGUAUAGGUAAAGCUUUUGGCAAGUUUACCCACAUGCACAAUAGGGGAUUUUUAAGUGGAUUAUUUCGGGUGGUUUUCGAAGGUCAGUAAUGCCAUAAUGUGGAAUGAAAGAGAAAUGUUGAGCAAUGUUUGAUUUUGCUUUUAUUUCAGCACUACAGGCACGCAGAUUGUUUUGCAGCGAGGUGAAAUUGAAUUCUAGAUAUUUUGAUUGUCAAAGCAAGCGUGCAUUUCCAAAUCAGUUGUGGGAGGGACACAGUAAACUGCACCCAACCAGGGGUGUAUUUGCAAAGGGUUGAGACAAUGGCAUCAGCCUUACGUUGCGAUUGUUGAGACUCUGCCUGAGGGGAGUAUGGCGAAAGUGGGAGUUGAGGUUCAAGCAGCACAUGCUAACAUCGGCGUAGUGUGACAGAGUGGUGAAGGAUGAUGCUAAGUGCUCUGCGUUCAGACGCUCAUUGCUAAACGGUAGUGUUUAGAAAGAGACUGGUGUGUAGAGGAUGUGGCGUUUUGAAUUUCAAAAGCUGUCUAGAACUACUAAUGCGGCAGUAUAAGUCCAAAGGUUGGAGGGUUGUGUUUUGUUGGUUUGUGAACUUGACGUGACCCUGAUGUGUACUUUAGCUUAGGGAAGAAUAGUUAAUAUCGUACUUAUAGUUAUGCCAACUUAUAUGUGAUUUCGGACUUAGUGUUAGUGAUUGCUGUAAAGAUUAUUAUUGAAAUCCGUCCAACUUUUGAAACAUAAAUAUACUCUAUUUUGCAAUUUUAAAGCAAAGAAAAUACAGUAGAACUUUUAUUUUAUGGCAUAACUUUAUUAUGUCGAGACAAAAGUAAUAUAAUCGUUGUGCUGUGAUACUUAUAUGAUGAUGUUUUAAUGGUUUUAACUAAUUUUCAUAGACAAUCUGUGAAUCAGUCCUAAAGGACUAUUUUAAAACAACAAAUACUUCAACAUAGAAGUCUUUGAUCUGGUGUCUUUGUAGCAUGUUUGAAACCAAAUGAAAGAGAGUUCUGGUGGUAACACCCUGUGGAUAGAUCUUUUUUUUGGAGGAGGUAUGUUUACAUUAAUUGUGUACUCGACGUUUCGACUAGUGUGCCCUGGUUGUUCUCAUGAGUGGAGUGUUGGUGGAGUGCUGGCGUAUAAGGGCUGAGCGGGAAUUAGCUUGCGUCCACGGAGCACUGAGGCGUGAGACGGAUGCUUGGCUGCGGGGUCGGUGAUGCGAGGUAGCAGAUGUUGAUGCACUGGCGCUUGAUAAAGAUUCCUGGUGUACCGGACUGGUGGUAGACUGGGUGGGGUUGGUUGGAGGUGGGGACGGGGUAGGUUGGUCGAAUCGUCGAGUACUUACUCAUCGGUUAUCAGGACCAUACCUCUUCCAAAAAGAGAUCUAUCCUCGUGGUGUUACCACAAGCGCUCUCCAUAAAAGUAACGUAUGGGUUCGCUCCCUGAUUGUUGUUUUUACACAAAGCGGGAAAACCUUGUCCUUCGAGUUGUAGCUAAAGACACCAUUUGUCAAGUCGCUUUCAUUUUUUAUUUUAUCCACUUGAUCUGCAGGACAAUCAAUAUCUUUAAUUAAAUUUAAUUGAUCAUCAGUGUUGUACGUUGUCCUUUUUGUACGAACUUGGUACUUUGGAUAAGCUUCCAUUCUCUCGUCAAUUUCGGGAGUGUAAAUGUUUGAGGCAGCUCAUUUUGAAUGUUAACGAUUUUUUUAUUUUUCGAGUAAUUCGGGUAAAAUAAUGCAAGAAUUUUCUCUAAAACGGCCAAUAAAUAGUAACGCUUAUAUUAAAGGCUUAUAUCGAAUCUAAAACCAAUCCAGAGCCGCGACCCUCGUAAUUCUCAAUUUUUGAAAGCAGAGUUUCUCUUUCAUUGUCUAAAGAUUUGAAAAUUUGUUUCUAAAUCUUCUUAUGUCUGUAAAGUCGGCUUCUGGAAACGAUUCUUGGGUGAUAUGAGCUCGAAUCGCUUCUAUAAAAUGUUUAAUAAGAAA